GGUCAGCUCUCCUCCAAAGAGGGAGUCAAAUGGAAAAAAAAGGAGGAGAACUGUAGCUGAGAGAUGCAGGGGGGACUGCAGGGGACAAGGGUUUAGGUGGGGGGACUGGGAGUCCCCGUCUGUGAUCUCCCUGUUGUCAAGGGGAGGGGAAAGGGGCGUCACUGUAGCUCACAGCUUAAUUACUUCAAGCAACAAUAAGUGUCCCACUUGUAAUGGCAGGAAGACAGAGGGAGGUCGACUCUCUGGGAGGAAGAGAAACAGAUUCUAUGAGAGGGGCAGGAGUGAGCUCUCACUUCAGGACAUCACUUGACAAAGGUGGAAAAAUCUUCGGCCGCACAUGAAUCAAGUUCCAACAGGAAAGCUCUGGCUGUUUGUUGCUGCUGCUGCUUGACUGGACACUUAAGGACUAUAAAAUACAGAAAACAUCACUGCAGCUGGAACAUUUCACAGUGCAUCCAUUCUGACAGCGGGCAAAGGAAAUAAUAUGAAGGAGUCCCACUGACAGAAUAACAGGCAAACAGAAGAAAUGUGGACUGACUGACUGAGGGGUGAGGACUUGGAGUGAAACCUGCCAGAAAGCCAAGGCAUAAAAAGAAACAGAGACAAGUGAAAUCAUCAUGGUUCAGGUGCAGCGGGACUGUGCUGUGAUUCUUCCUGUGGUGGUUUUGCUGGCGCUUCUGUUGCUCUCUGGGCCCUCUCUCCAGGGAGACACUCAGGAAAUUGGGAACAGUGAUGAGAUCCUAGAGAGAGAGUUUAUCUACGCGCCCAAACGGCAAAAACGUGCCGUGGUCGACCACAGUGUUCAAGACACGGACAAAUGCUCCUAUACCUUCAUUGUCCCUCAACAGAAAAACACUGGGGCCAUCUGUGUCAACUCCAAGGAGCCAGAGGCCUUGCUGGAGAAUCGGGUUAAUAAGCAGGAGCUGGAGCUGCUUAACAGUGAGCUGCAGAAACAGCGGCGGCAGAUCGAAGCAUUGCAGCAGUUGGUAGAAGUAGAUGGGGGUGUGAUCAAUGAAGUCAAACUACUGCGUAAAGAGAGCCGCAACAUGAACUCCCGAGUUACACAGCUCUACAUGCAGCUGCUGCAUGAGAUUAUCCGCAAACGAGACAAUGCUCUAGAGGUGUCACAGCUGGAGACCCGCGUGCUCAACCACACAAACGAGAUGGGGAGGCUAGCUACGCGCUAUCGUGACCUGCAACAUAAGUACCAGCAUCUGUCAGACCUGGCGAGCAACCAGACUGCUCUGCUGGUGCAGCUGGAGGAGCGCUGUAAGCGGGGAGGAUACUCAUACAGUGUGGUGCAAGAGAGGGCCCGUUCUGUCCGUCCACAGCCUCCUGUGAUGCCUCAACCUCCUCUACAGAUGCCUGCAGUGUCCUCUGGAGGCUACAGGCCUUUCCAUCCACCUACCUACACCCGCCACGUCAGCAACCCCAUGACUAAUGAGAUACAGAAUGACCAAAACUCUAAAGCUUUACCACCUCCUGCACCCACGAUGCCAAGUGCUACAUACAGCUUCACAAACGAGCCUUCUGGCCCGUUCAGAGACUGUCUAGAGGCUCUGGAGGGUGGAUACACCACAAGCGGCAUGUACCUCUUGAAACCAGACAACAGCAACCGACUCAUGCAGGUUUGGUGUGACCAGAGACAUGACCCCGGUGGAUGGACUGUCAUUCUGAGACGCCAGGAUGGCUCGGUCAACUUUUUUAGGAACUGGGAGACGUACAAGCAAGGGUUUGGAAACAUUGAUGGUGAAUACUGGUUAGGAUUAGAGAACAUCUACUGGCUGACCAACCAGGGCAACUACAAGCUGCUGGUGACACUGGAGGACUGGGCCGGACGCAAAACCUUUGCAGAGUACACUAGCUUCCGUGUUGAGUCUGAGGCAGACUUCUAUAGACUACGAGUGGGCCGAUACCAUGGCAAUGCUGGAGACUCUCUUACCUGGCACAACAGCAAGCAGUUUACUACACUGGACAGGGACCAUGAUGUCUACACAGGUAACUGUGCCCAUUACCAGAAGGGAGGAUGGUGGUAUAACGCUUGUGCUCAUUCCAACCUAAACGGCGUGUGGUACCGUGGCGGGCAUUACCGCAGCCGUUACCAGGAUGGGGUGUACUGGGCCGAGUUCAGAGGAGGAGCUUAUUCUCUGAAGAAAGUGACCAUGAUGAUACAACCCAAUGGAAACACCUUUCAUUAAUACUUCAGCCCUUCAAAACUGAACAGAUUUAUUGAAUUCCAUCCUUAUAUCGCAAAAACAGGCAUCCUUGGUUUGAAUUCUACUCUUCACUGUUCGUUUCUUUCCUGUAUAUUCAUAAUGUAACUUCAAAUUGCAAAGGCUCAUGCAGUGACAUAUUAGGAUUAGAGCAGAUUUUUUUCUUAUUUCUCUACAUGUAUAGGUUUUACUUAUCUUGUUUGGGCUGUUGUUUGCAGAGGUCAAAACUGACUGCUAGCAGUAAACUUCUACUUCAGACUGUAUUGGUGCUAUUAUAUACAGCAUAUAUUAUGUAUGUACAACAUACAUUGGAAUCAGUUCUACGGGAGAGAAAUCUGGUUAUUUAUUUUGAUACAAUUUUCUAAAAGUUCUCAGUAAAUCUGUCUAAUUUGCCAUGAUAAUUAUUUUUCUCAGUAUUUCGCUUCUUAUAUUCUGAAUAUGAAAUAUUUACUGAAAACAAAGAGAUUGAAGGCCUUCUGACUACUUUUUGGACGAACAUUCUACAUGUCAUCUUUUCCUGAAUCUAAAAAACAGGACUGUGGACUAUACAGCUGCCUUUAUCACUGAAUGAUAUAUCCUUGAACACAUUUAGUUCAAGGAUACAUGAUCCUUGAACUAAAUUGCAUUUGUGGAUUCAUGUAAUCAUUCUAUAAUGCUUGAUAAGUCUUUAUAUGGAGAUGUGAAGCUGCAUAUCAAACACUUUUUGUUCCCAAUAAUGCUGCAGAAAUGAUUUUUUUUUUCCAGUUCACAAUUGAUCUGAUUAGCUUUGCUUAGUGAGCUGGAGGUAGGAUAUUAGCCUAGAUUAGCAUUAAGAGAGGGAAAGACCAGUCACUGGUUAAAACUGAGUUCAUCUUGUUUCUUGUAUUAUAAAUAAACAUAAAUUCUACAGCGUGUAGUUUUAGGGGGGAGUUACAUGCUGGAACCAUUUCUUGGCAACCAACAACAUAGUGUAGUGACUGAGGGUUGCAUCACAGUGAGGUUGGCCAGGUUCGAUACAAUCAUGCAUGUAAAGGCCAAAACUUGCAAUCAUCAACUAUAUCUCACAAUCCAAUCUAUAGCCAGAGCACAGCAGAGACAGUUAAAUGGUUUCUGAUCAAGAAAAAUGUUUGUAUCUCCCCCUAAAACCACAAGUGUUUUUACAACUCUGUUUAAUCAGUGAGCUUUAGAUGUGCUGGUAGGUGUAUUUUUAAACUUUGGAUGGAGCCAGACAAGCUCCCUGCUUCCAGCCUUUAUGCCAAGGUAGGUCAAGCAUGUCCUUUAAAAGCCAUUCUUUAUAGUUACUAGUUCCAAGGUAAUACCCUUCAUCAAUGGACUAAGAUCAAAACCUUUAAAUGUAGACAGAAUUUACAAAGACAUUUGAACAGAAACAACAAAAUAUAGAAUUUCACUGCAGGUUUCUGAGGUAAAAGCAGCGACAGUACGUUUAAACAGAAACCAAACAGUACAACUCAGUUAUUCCCUCCACCCACCAAAGGUUUCCUGGUCUGUUGAAAAGAUCAGACACUGUAUUAGUGUGCAAAUACAGUAUGUACCAGGUACUCUGUGUAUAUAUAUGCUGUUUUGUUCAGAUUAUUUAUAGUCUGUAUGUUAUCGACCUUGCAAUAAACUAUGCACAUCCUUA
Messenger RNA from Larimichthys crocea (large yellow croaker), 3834 nucleotides. Its product is annotated as angiopoietin-related protein 2. Lineage: Eukaryota; Metazoa; Chordata; Actinopteri; Sciaenidae. Gene Ontology annotation, biological process: blood coagulation. The transcript is spliced from 5 exons. The record is from RefSeq and is a predicted model, not a curated record. The coding region runs from base 618 to 2198 and encodes 526 amino acids.